AUGUUUAAUUUUGUGGGGAAGCUGCUUGGACCACGGGGAAAUUCCAUGAAGCGAUUACAAGAGGAGACGGGAGUGAAGAUGUCCAUCCUCGGCAAAGGCUCCAUGAGGGAUAAAGAAAAGGAGGAGGAGCUGAGGAAAAGCGGCGAGGCCAAAUACUCUCAUUUGAAUAACGACCUUCAUGUUUUAAUUGAAGUCUUCGCUCCGCCCGGUGAGGCCUACUCCCGCAUGAGCCAUGCCCUGGAGGAGAUCAAGAAGUUUCUAGUUCCAGACUACAAUGACGAGAUCAGACAGGAGCAGCUGAGGGAGCUGUCGCUGCUCAACGGCUCCGAAGAGAGCAGAGGGAGGGGUGCACAGAGCAGAGGAACACGACCAGCAGCCACCACAAACAGAGGCCACAGAGGCUCGACGAGGAACGCUGUGGCCCCCCGGGGUUCAGCCGCAGCUACGCACUCCAAACCCCCCACAGCUGUUAUAUCGAGAGACGCACAACCUCCACGAGCCAGAGGGGCAGCAGCGAGCAACUCAUACAGACCGCCACUAAUACCCGCCACACACGAAGCAUUUGAUGAUUACGGCUUUGACGACGGAUAUGGAGGAGAAUAUGAUGAAGAAAGUUAUGAAGGAUAUGAAGAUAAUUACAGCAAUCAGUCCAAGAGCGUUUCAGAUUAUUAUGAAUAUUCACAUGCAAACAGUGGUGAAGACACCUACAACAACUAUGAGGAGGAGUGGCCGACCUCUCGCCCCGCUCUCAAAGCUCCGGUUCUGCGGCUCACACGCGGAGGCUUCAGAAAACAUCCGUACGGUCGAUACUGA
Knipowitschia caucasica is the source of this 813-nucleotide messenger RNA. The record is from the annotation of a GenBank genome assembly. Lineage: Eukaryota; Metazoa; Chordata; Actinopteri; Gobiiformes; Gobiidae.